This is a messenger RNA of Rubroshorea leprosula, 1930 nucleotides long. Lineage: Eukaryota; Viridiplantae; Streptophyta; Magnoliopsida; Malvales; Dipterocarpaceae. The record is from the annotation of a GenBank genome assembly.
GUAUAAUUUUAAUUAGAUAAUUAAUAAAAUUAAAAUCAACUUUUAAUUAAAUCAAAGUUGACAAUAUUUUGCAGGUAAGAUGGAGUUUGAACGGGGAGACAGGAGAUGCCACGGCAAUGGCAAAUCGGUGACCGGCUUCAAGGACUUCGCUAACAGACUGCCAGCUUUUAACAAAGGUUUACUGAAACAAUGUGUGUCCUACCAUUUCAUCAAUUUUCUUGAGGAGUGGAGAGCGAAGGAGCUGUUCUACUUCAUGAGGAAGACAGUGAAAGCAGGUAGGCUCUGGGAUAUAUUCAUUCCGAAUAAGAGGGAUAGAAGAGGAAACAGAUAUGGUUUCGCCAGAUUUUUGGAUGUCAGACAUGGUCAAGAGAUGAGGAAGCAACUGGAAAGCAUAUGGAUUGGAAACAAAAAGGUGAUCUUCAACCCAGCUGUGGAAAAAGGAGAAGAGAAACGCAGAUGGCAAGCAAAAUCAGCAGAGGAAGUAAGAUGGAAGAGUAGCAAAAAGAGGACCAGUUACGAAGAAAGCACUAAGGUUGAUGAAGAAAACAGGAUAGGUCCAAAGAAGACAUAUGCACAAAGCCUUUUACAGCAAAAAGAGAAGGCAAACACCAGCAAUAUAGACCUGAAGGGUCCCACACCAUCAGAGGCAAGAAAUAACAUGAGGAACUCAAGUAAAGCAAUGACUAAGGCUACGGUUCCUGGAGGAUUCAAAUACAAAAAGGUGAUCGAGAUAAAAGGGACAGAGGAGAUUGAAGAAAAUUUAAUGAAGUGUGCUGUAGGAGUGGCUCUAUCUCCUUCCAUCAUCUCAAAUCUUCCAGAGAUAUUCUUCAAUGAAGGAUUUCCUUCGAUCAAAAUAACCCUCAUGGGUGGUAAUCUUGUGCUGAUAAAAGAGGAGAACCCGAAGUGUAUAAAGGAGCUAGUUGAUGGGAACUUACAAUGGGUGUCAUCCUACUUUGAAAGGAUAAAGUUCUGGUCUCCAACAGAUAUUGCAGAAGAGAGAUUUGUAAUCUUAGUCUCUACUAAAUCUAAAACAGGGAUUAAUGAAGAAUUCUUGCUCAAAGUGAAGAAUAAUAGUUACAACAUUACUCUAGUGGAGGAAAAUUGGAGAUCGGAUCCUUGGUGGUUGAAUAAGAUUGAUAAUUCCAGUGUAGAUUCAGAAGUUAGCUCAACGGCUUUCAAUUUUGGUGAUGAUUCUGGCGAGCUUGACGGUAACUAUUCAAACGGUCAAGAGGAAGAGGAAAUUCAAACAACUUUCAGAAAUGUCAAUGGCAUUAAUUAUCUUGACAAAUUGUGUGUCUCAAAGACAUUUCUUGAGGAAAGCAAAGAAAAUGAGGACUUUCUGUCUAAUCACAUUCAAGGAAAACAGAGAGAGGAGCGUGCAAAUGGGAGCCAUACCAGCUUCAACAGAAUUCCACCAUCAGACGAAGGGGUUGUCCAAGAAACAGCCCAAUCCAAAAGCCCACUUGCUAGCAAACACAAGACCCAUUCGGCCAAAGGAGAAAGCGAACCGGACCACCAGGAGAGGCGUGGGCUUAAAACUUUUAAAAGCCCCAUCAAAAGUCCCAAGAUACCAGAAGAAAAGAAAGCAGAAACACCGAUGCUAGUGACAGGAACGAGGUGUGGAAGAAGAAGAAGAGUAAUGCUACAGCUGGUCAGCCUUGGCGGUACAUCACCGAAAGGAUCAACAACUGACAGCGAUAUUGUGUGUAAUAACAAAAGGAUCAAAGAAGGCAUAGUAUUACAAGAAGCGAGGAAGACUCUGGAGUUCAGGGACAAUUUAGGGAUCGAGAUCUGCAACAGAGAAGAGCAGAUUGUGGAAAGAUUUAGCCAGAUGGAAGAAAAGGACAGACGGGGGCAUGCCCGGCAACAAUAACAGUAGGCCCUUUUCUCAAUUUCCAGAAAUUUUCAGCAAUGAAGUUGAUCUCUUAUA